Phaethon lepturus (White-tailed tropicbird) is the source of this 337-nucleotide messenger RNA. RefSeq names its product retrograde Golgi transport protein RGP1 homolog. The annotation marks the transcript as partial. The transcript is spliced from 3 exons. Lineage: Eukaryota; Metazoa; Chordata; Aves; Phaethontiformes; Phaethontidae. Gene Ontology annotation, biological process: retrograde transport, endosome to Golgi. The record is from RefSeq and is a predicted model, not a curated record. Gene Ontology annotation, cellular component: Ric1-Rgp1 guanyl-nucleotide exchange factor complex; Golgi membrane.
AUGAUCGAGGUGUUGGCCAAGCUGGGCCGUGGGCCUGUUUUCCUGGCAGGGGAGGUGCUGGAGUGCGUGAUCACUUUCACCAACCCGUUAUCGGCCUCGUCUACCUCUGCCAGCAGUGAGAUGCUGGCCUGGGCCAGUGCCCAGAUCCAUUGCCAGUUUCACGCCAGCGAGAACCGGGUAGCAGUCCCUCCCUCUGAUGGCAGCAAGCAUGACGUGCAGGCAGAGAACGAGACAGUCUUCAUCCCCAACAGAGGAGAGCGAGGUCAGUGUAUCCUGUCCACUCCACCAAAGAUUCUCUUCUGUGACUUGCGACUGGAUCCCGGCGAGUCAAAGUCCU